Silurus meridionalis is the source of this 6629-nucleotide messenger RNA. RefSeq names its product microtubule associated monooxygenase, calponin and LIM domain containing 3b (gene mical3b). The transcript has 34 exons. Gene Ontology annotation, molecular function: FAD binding; protein binding. The record is from RefSeq and is a predicted model, not a curated record. Lineage: Eukaryota; Metazoa; Chordata; Actinopteri; Siluriformes; Siluridae. The coding region runs from base 371 to 5872 and encodes 1833 amino acids.
GUGCCUGGCAGAUCCUUCUCCUGACCUUGCCAGUGAGAGAGACAGAGGACAGAGCCACGCUGUGUGUGUGUGUUUGUGUGUGUGUGUGUGUGUGGGAGAGACUUGUGCACGUGAGUGAGGCAGUGACGGAGCAGACCCAGUUUCUGCACUGCAGCUGCCUGGGAUGGUCCUGAAGGAAAUGAAGCUGCAAUAGCAGUGAACGAAAUCUGGUGCUGUGCCAGAGAGAGUGAGACAGGAAGUGAGACAGGAAGUGAGACAGGAGAGCAGCAGUGAGACAGAGAGUAGGACGAAGGAGAGGGAAUUUGGAUGUCAGCAGCAUGUGCGUGCUGCAGUGACCUGACACUGUGUGUUGGGACCACGUUGGGAUGAGAUGGGUGAUGGACAGGUUUUGGGGGAGGGGUGCCACCCUGAUGCCCUCUUUGACAGUUUUGUGCAGGCGUCGACAUGCAGGGAGACCCUGCGGGCGUUUCAGGAGCUCUGCACUGAGCUCCACCUGCAACCAGGAGAAAAUCCACAAUUCUACAAGACCCUGAGGUCCAGACUGCACUACUGGAGGGCCAAAGCUCUGUGGGCCAAGUUGGACAAACGAGCCAGUCAGAAAGAGUACCAGACUGGACAAGCUUGUUAUAACACUACAUGUUUGAUAAUAGGGGCAGGACCCUGUGGUCUACGCACGGCUAUCGAGCUGAGUUUUCUAGGGGCGAGAGUGGUGCUGGUGGAAAAGAGAGACACUUUCUCCCGGAAUAACGUCCUCCACCUGUGGCCUUUUACCAUCCAGGAUCUACGUGGCCUCGGAGCCAAGAAGUUCUAUGGAAAGUUCUGUGCAGGAGCGAUAGAUCACAUUAGUAUUCGUCAGCUGCAGCUUAUACUGCUGAAAGUUGCUCUACUUCUGGGUGUCGAGGUUCACGUGAAUGUGGAGUUUAAGAGUCUCAGAGAGCCUCCGGAGAACCAAGAACACCAAAGUGUUGGCUGGAGUGCUGAGGUUCAUCCCCCUGCACAUGAAGUAAAUAAGCUGCAGUUUGAUGUAGUUGUUGGGGCAGAUGGCAGGAGAAACACCUUACCGGGAUUUCGUAGGAAGGAGUUCCGGGGAAAACUGGCGAUAGCCAUUACAGCAAAUUUCAUCAACCGUAACACCACAGCAGAGGCCAAGGUGGAGGAGAUCAGCGGCGUGGCUUUUAUUUUCAACCAGAGGUUCUUCCAGGAGCUGCGCAAUGACACCGGCAUCGACCUGGAGAACAUCGUCUACUAUAAGGAUGACACUCAUUACUUUGUCAUGACAGCUAAGAAACAGAGUCUGCUCGAGAAAGGAGUCAUACUGCAAGAUCAUGCAGACACAGAGGUUUUGCUGUCCAGGGACAACGUAGACCAGAAUGCCCUGCUGGUGUAUGCACGGGAGGCUGCAGACUUCUCCACCAAUCAUCAGCUGCCGACUCUAGACUUUGCCAUGAACCAUUACGGGCAGCCGGAUGUGGCUAUGUUUGACUUCACAUGCAUGUACGCGACAGAAAACGCAGCCCUCGUGCGGCAGCGCAGGGGACAUCGACUGCUGGUGGCGCUGGUGGGAGACAGUCUGCUGGAACCGUUCUGGCCGAUGGGGACAGGCAUUGCCCGUGGCUUCCUGGCUGCGAUGGAUACAGCAUGGAUGGUUCGGAAUUGGGGACUGAAACAGGACCCUUUAGACAUCCUGGCUGAGAGGGAGAGUGUGUAUCGACUGCUUCCUCAGACCACGCCGGAGAAUGUCAGUAAGAACCACGGUCAGUACAGCCUGGACCCUGGGACACGCUACCCAAACCUCAAUACACAGGUUAUUAACGCAUCUCAGGUAUGCCACCUCAUGGAUACAGACGAAGGGCCAAUUUUGGGUGUCGUCAUGGGACCUCCAUCAAAACGUACACAUAAAGACUCCACAGCUCGUUCCAGUGAACUCCUGAGCUGGUGCCAGGAGCAGACGCAGGCCUACAGGAGUGUGUGUGUGACUGACCUCACCACCUCGUGGAGAAGUGGACUAGCACUCUGCGCUCUUUUACACAGAUACAGACCUGACCUCAUCGAUUUCGAUUCUCUGGAUGAGAGCGAAGCCGUGCUGAACAACCAGUUAGCAAUGGCCAUAGCGGAACGCGAGUUGGGGAUCUCACCCAUCAUGACGGGUCAGGAGAUGAGCGUCCUGGAGGAGAGCGAUUCGCUCUGCAUGGUGAUGUACCUCAGCCAGCUUCAUGAUCUGCUCAAAGACACAGCGCCAGCCACUGAUCUAAGUGAGGAAGAACGAGCAGCUUUGAUGUGUAGCACCAAGUCUCCACUGUCUUUACUCAACAGGCUUGGACAGAGUCUGUCUCGCAAACGUAACCCCAAGGAAAAGAAAGAGACAGCUGCUGAUGGAGUUGGAAAGAGAAGAAGGACAAGUGAAGCUGAACAGUCCGAAGACGAGGAGGUUUUACCAGAUCAGAAUGAGGAACAGGUCCCAGCAGUGAGCCCUGGAUCUGAUCCAAGCACAGUGGCGGUUGCUGGUGGCAAUCAAAGCCUUGUCAAAUCAAUGGCGUCCCGGCUGCUGGCCAAGUUCGAAGAAAACGCAGCACAGCCUUCAACCAAUGCGAUGCGAAGACAGAAGUACAUUAAGAUGUAUACAGGGGGAGUGAGCUCACUGGCUGAGCAGAUAGCCAAUCAGUUGCAGAAUCAUCAAUCCAAACAUCUUCAUGACAAAAAGGAGCUGAGGAGAGAUUUCCCAGUGACUGUCGGCGGUAGUGAUGUGUGUUACUUCUGCUCCCGACGUGUCUACGUGAUGGAGAGAUUGAGUGCUGAGGGCAAGUUCUUCCACAGGAGCUGUUUCCAGUGCACCCACUGCAGCUCUACACUACGCCUCUCCAACUACGGCUAUGACGAGGUUCAAGGGAAGUUUUAUUGCAAGCAGCACUACGGAUACAGGCAGGCAGGAAUGGCUCCAAGGAAGAGACCAGCUCCGGUCACGGUGGCUCCUCACUCUACACAGGUACUGCAGGCAUCUUCUGCUCCCCCUCCCACUCCUCGGUCACUUUCCUCCUCUGGAUCAGCAGAAGUAGUCCCUCCCCCUGAAAUCGUCUCCUCCACCACUCCUCCUGACGUUCUGAGUGGACUUGCUAAGCGGCUGUGUGGGACCCCAGAGCGCAUCGCACUGGAAAACUGCAGGCCGUGUUUACAGGAGGAGGACAGCCCUCUGCUGGAAGUGCCUGAGGAGACGCUAGCUCAGCACAACCUCAGCCUGAGCCUGCAAGAGAAAGGGAGUGAAGAGCAGUCCAGUAGUUCAGAAUCAGAGCUGGAGGAAGAAGGGGAGGAGCUGUGGAGGAGGGGGGUGGAGCCACAGGCCUGGGCAGAUGGAGAGAAGGAGUUAGAUAGUGAAACAGAGCAAAAUAAGGAAGAAGAGAAAGGAAAGCAUGAGAAGGAGGCUGAAGAACAAGAAUGCGUUUCAGAAGGAGAAGAGGACGAAGGGGAGUCAAGUGAUGAGGGUGAAUACUGCCCUUGGGAUAAAGAGUUGCAUUUAGGGGUGUGGCUAAAGGAAGAGGAACCAGGUGGAAUUAAAGAGUCUGGUCAGGAACUCAUCGAUGACCCAGAGCUAAAACCUCUUUCAGACAGAAAGACUGAAUCUACUAGCUCUGAGCCCCUGGAGCAACCGCCCUCGUUAGACUUGCAAACCCAACACACACUGAUGGUAGACCCUACACACACCUAUACACCCACAUGCAACCCUCUUGUGACACCAGAGGACCCAACAGCCAAAAGAUCUGGGGUCAUUGAAGAAUUUUGGCAAAAAAGUGCCGAAAUCAGGAAGAGUUUGGGGCAAUCUGUGGUGCCUGAGACCUGUGAUCCUGACACCCAAUCCUCAGACACUGGAGAUCCUUUUGACACCUCUGCAUACAUAACAUCUAAUUCCAAUUUGCCUUUACACACUCCCUGUGAGAGUGACUCAAUCAACCAAACCUCAGGUACAAUAACUCAGAGUUCUGACACUAACAGUAAUCAGACCCCUUCAACAGCUGACCUACAAAAUGAAAACACACAUUUCCAAGGUACAUCCAAAUAUGGCAGCUUUCUCUUUCCCGAAGCAAGGAUUGUGUCUAUGAAGGAGGGAAAUGACCUAGAGGUAGUGGAAAGGGUAGAGGUUGUACAGCGUAUUUCAUUGGUCCAUAGGCUUGGACUCACUUUGGAGGGUCAGGUAGCGAAGGGAAUCGACUUGACCACUGCCUCCUUGCCCUCCAAGACCAGUGGAAUCCAAAGAUUUUCAGACCCAGAGUUAAGAUUUUCACUUCUUUCUAGGAGUCCUCCAGUAGCCAGACAGGAACUUGAUUUAAAUCACUCAGAUCCAAUUCUAAACAAGAAACAGUUGUUGAGUUCCUGUACUGUCCCUAUUCGAAAAGAGCUUGUAGAGCGUGACAGACUAAAAUCUCGCCUAAAUAGUGCUCAGAGUUUACCUCUCGCAGAGGUGGAGGUCUUAUAUGCAGGAGAGGCAGAUGAAUUGCAUCCUCAUCCUGCGAUGCCCCAUUACGCCAGUGUCACAGAAGCUCACGCAGCUAGCAUGCGAAGCAAAAACUUUGCGAAGGACAAGACUACACCGGAGGGGCAGAGGAAACUAACAGACCCCUUACAAGUUGCUGGGCCUAAAGCCUGCCAAGAGAGGUCAGAGAUUGAGACACUAGAGGAGGAGGAGAAGGUAAAGAAGCGGAGCUCACUGUUCUUGCCAAGAAAGAACCAAAAAAAUAGCAACCUCUCAGGGGGAACACAGCAGGAAAUGGGAAAACACAAAUCCUUGUGGAAGAGUGUUUUCUCAGGGUAUAAGAAAGAGAAAAAAAGAAAAGAGGCUGAAGGACGUUCCAGGACUUUACCGAACAAUGUCAGCCUGGAAAACAGGAAGAGAAUGCCUGCCGUUCGCAGAACAUCAGACCUGAGCUACUCUGAACAAACAGACGUGUGCUGCAGUGUUAUGUUAGACAUAUCUCCACUUAGAGUUCAGCUGAGUCAGGAGGUGUCUGACCUCAUCAGGUCAGAUGUUCUUAAAGAAACAAUCAAAGAGGAAGAGAAUGAAUUCGAGGAGCAAGAUAAGUCUGUUUACGUACCACAUGCAUUGGCAUUCAAGAGAGCAUACGCUAUUAAGAAACGGAGCAUGAAGUCGCAGGGAUUAGACAAGAAAGCAGGAACCCAGGAUGAGCUUGACGCCAAGCUUACCCGCAGAGUACAAAGAGCUGCACGCAGGCAGGCCAAGCAGGAGGAGCUGAAAAGACUUCAUCGUGCACAGAUAAUCCAGCGGCAGUUGGAGCAGGUGGAAAUGAAGCAGAAGCAGUUAGAGGAGAAGGGCAUUGCUGUGGAGAAGGCUCUCAGAGGAGAAGCUGUUGAGCCCUUUUGCGGUUCCCCUCGUAGGAGACCCAUCUCCCUCUGUCCUUGUUGUUCCCAAGAAGCUAGAGCCAAAGGCACGGAGCAUGACCACUCUUUUUACGUCUGUACAGUCUUUUUCCUUUACGUAGUCCACGAACCCCCACUCCGCCAGCUAAGAAUGGGAAAGAAGGACGAUCCCAGCCUGAUGCACCAGUGGUUUAAACUGGUCCAGGAGAAAAACGCACUGGUGCGCUACGAAUCAGAGCUCAUGAUAUUUGCACGAGAGCUGGAGCUGGAGGACAGACAGAGUCAUCUGCAGCAGGAGCUGAGGGAACGAAUGGCAGUGGAUGACCAUCUAAAGGAUGAGGAGGAGCUGACUGAGGAGAGGCGAAUCCUGGGUGAAAUGCUGGAUGUUGUAGAACAGAGGGAUUCUCUAGUGGGUCUUCUGGAGGAGCAGAGGCUGAAGGAGAGAGAGGAGGACAGCGACCUGGAGGCAGCCAUGUUGUCUAAGGGAUUCAGCCUGAAUUGGGCUUAAAACACACACACACACACACACACACACACACACACACACACACACACACACACAAUCGUGUAAUCUCUGCGUAAAAUAAACAAGAAGGAAGUGAACAUUGUACACUGGAUACUAAUUAGGAAAAGUCAACUACGACAUUUGGACCUACACCCAAAACGAAAUGUAUUUCUGCUGGGCCAUAUUUGCUUUGGCUCGAGUGUUAAAUAAUUUAAAAUAUUCUGUAUUAUCAGGCGCUUGGGCAAUUUUGCAAUGUAUAUACAGUAUACUGUGUAUUUAAAAGACAGGCAAGUCGAAGGAAAUUUGUCUCGUAAUAAUCUAAAGGGCAAAAAAUCAAAUAUAAGAAAGAUGAUGGCUUGCAAUGGAACAGUAUUACGCUAACUGCACUACGAUAAUAUGCAUACGUAACCCUUAAAUGCUGCUUUAGCUUUUUUUAAUUCUUAUAUUUUUCUUAGAUUGAUUUAUCGCAGAAGAGAAACGCAGAGAUUUUUAAGCGUAUUUGACUGAUUCUAUUUUUGUUGAUUGAUUAAAGACAGAGGUAAGGAAACGGACUUCGGUGUGAAAAGCCUGUGUGUAUGCGAUGGUUUAAAGAUGUUUUAACCGAUGCGUAAACUAAUGUAUCAUUUAUUUAUAGCAUUAUUUUAUUGUUUAACCGGAAUUGUUUUGCUAGCUUUUCAUGGCAAAGUAACACCAAAAACUGCUGUCUGUAAGAAUGUAUUAUUUUGCUGAAAUAAAUUGCACAAUAAUUUAUACACUUUCA